Colletotrichum higginsianum IMI 349063 is the source of this 1926-nucleotide messenger RNA. Its product is annotated as Taurine catabolism dioxygenase TauD. Gene Ontology annotation, molecular function: oxidoreductase activity. The record is from RefSeq and is a predicted model, not a curated record. The transcript has 4 exons. Lineage: Eukaryota; Fungi; Ascomycota; Sordariomycetes; Glomerellales; Glomerellaceae. The coding region runs from base 1 to 1926 and encodes 641 amino acids.
AUGCCGUCCGCCAUAGAGACCCCGGUUCGCCAACCAUCACCAGAGGUGAUGCUCAUCUCCAAGGUGGCUCCCCACAUGAUGGACGACGAGGCCCUGUCCACGGCCGCCGCCAUCCUCGACAUCAUCUGCCGCUACCGCAUCCGGCGGCCGCACGAGACCUGCCCGGCCGAGCUCGAGGGCCGCCUCGGCUUCCUCUCCCAGAUCUACCGGAAAGUCAAGGCCCGCGCCCAGAUCCGCAUGUGCCUCCCCGCCUUCCCCUUCAAGUCCCCCAACACAAGGGACAAGGUCCUCAGCCGUCUGCCCGACAAGGCCGAGGAGUUCUCGCUCGCCAACCUCAACGGCCUCUGCUCCGCCAUCAAGGACUUGUACGAGCCCGGCGCGAAGCUCACCAUCAUCUCGGAUGGACUGGUGUACAAUGACCUCCUCGGCGUCCCCGACAAGGAGGUCUGGGCAUACGGAGAGACGUUGCGUGGCCUCGCUGCCGAGAAGAACCUGACCAACAUUGAGUUCUCGCGCCUCCAGGACCUCGUCCACCUGCCCAACCUCCCCAGCAGGCUCGAGGAGAUCACAUACGUCGCCAACGCCACCAACUUCCGCCGUGCCCUCCUCAACACCUUUGGACGCGCCGACUACGACCCCUCCAAGGAGAUCUCCCAGAACCAGGACACCUGCCUGACAUAUCGCGGGUACAUAAAGUUCCUCGAGACCGACCUCCGUCACGUCUACCCCGUCGGAGAGGACCGGUCCAAGACCAAGUUUAAGACGGGCAUCGAGUACAUCUCGAAGCAGAUGCUCCAGCGUGGUGAUGCCUUCGCCCGCGCCGUCCGCGAGAACUUCCGCGACCACAUCCGCCUCUCCAUCCACCCUUCCACCGGCGAGAACAAGAUCCCCAUCAGCCCGCUGCCCACCACGAGCUACUACACCACCCCCUGGCACUGCUCCAUCGCCUUCGACCUCAACGGCGCCGUCACCACCGGGCCCCGCUCCGACUUCGAGAACGACCCCAAGUACGAGCUCGUCCACGAGGACGGCCGGCCCAGCUACUUCCGCGAGGCGAGCGACCUGCUGCGCUGGAAGUCCGACGUCACCUUCGAGCCCAUGUACCCCUGCGGCCUGCUCAUCCGCCCGGCCGCCGGGCCCAAGAAGCUCUCCAUCCACGACGUCGAGGCCGACAAGGUCCGCGCCCUGGCCGAGGUCAACUCCCCCGUCGUCCUCAGGGGCUUCUCCAAGACCAAGGACCGCGACCUGUUCGUCAAGAAGGCCGAGGAGUUCGGCAGGCCCUUGCCCUGGAAGUUCGGCCUCGUCCUCGAGGUCAAGGACCAGGGCGCCGACACCCGCGGCCUGAACAACGUCCUGUCGUCCGAGUGGAUGCCCUUCCACUUCGACGGCCUCUUCAAGACGCACAAGGUGCCCCAGCCAGACGGCACCGAGAAGCUUCUCCCCAACCCGCCCAGAUUCCAGCUCUUCACCUCCAUCACCCCCUCGCCGAGCGACACCGGCUUCACCCUCUUCACCCCCUCGCGGCUCCUCUUCCAGAACCUGCCCGCCCACCUCCCCCUAUCGAGGCUCCGCGAGCUCACCUGGAACGUCCAGACCAGCUCCUUCGACUCGACCAAGAUGACCGGCCUGCCCCUCGUGGUCCCCCACCCGACGACCGGCGAGCCCUGCCUGCGCUACCACGAGCCCUGGCCCGAGACCAAGACGGCCUUCGACGCGACCUACGUGUCCAUCGACGACGUCGGCGAGGCCGAGAGCGCCGACGUCUGCGACACCAUCGACUCCCUGCUCCACGACCGCAGGAACACGCUCUACUUCGCCUGGGAGCAGGGCGACCUCCUCGUCAGCGACAACAUCCUAGCCAUGCACACGCGCAGCGACUUCACCGCCGGGUCCCCGAGGGAGAUGUGGCGCAUUCACUUUGACUAG